AUGUUUAAUAAACUGAAAGCAAGAUUCACCAAAGUGAAGCCAAAACCAGAGGAGGAAAAGUCCAAGGAUGAAGAGGCCCCUCCUAACCCACCACCCCAACAGCCUCCACCCACAGGGCAGGAUGAAAAUAAAAACAAAAAUGAGCCACAGAAAGGCGAGACUGAUAAUACUGCACAACCAGAACCAAAGCAACAAGGCCCAUCAACCUCGGCUUGCUGCAAUACCUCCUCAGCUCACCCACACUGGAGCGGAAGCCUGAAACACCAUACCUUCCUGGAUCAUUCCAAGAGGAAGCGCUUCCAUGUUGAAUUUAUGAUUGAAGUUCUGGACAGGACCAACAACCAGGUCCAGUACAUAAGACAGAGGGACUUUCGGCAAGAGGAAAUCAUGCUGAGAGGCAAAAGGAAAGGCUCAGGCUGGCUUCACAGUUGGAGCACAGAGUUGGAGCAGACACUUGCUUUGCAGUUCCUGGAACAGGAACGGUGGUUAAGGGAGGAUGAGAAAGCUCAGCAGAAAGAACUGUUUGGGCGAAUGCCAUCUCUAAUGUCCGCAAGACUGCAGGUUCCUGCUGCAUCAGUCCCGUGGCCAGCAUCCCCUGGGCAAUACCCUGUCCAGCAGUCCAGGAACAGCUUGGACAACUCCACGACUGCGUGGCCCAUGCAACCAGGCCCUGUCAGUGGCUGCACAGGCUCAUCUCAAGGCCGUGUUGUAAAUGAGUAUACUGAAGCCCAACUGCAAGAGAUUGUCAAAAAAAUGAGGGCAAGGACAUCAGCCUAUAAAGAAAAACUGACUGACCCACUACAGUCCUCUCCUGAGGGCAGUCCUACAACUUCUCCAUCUAAAAAGAAGCCUCCGCCUCCACCCCCACCAAAAGAAGAGAAAAAAGAUGAAGAAAAAAAAGAGGAAGGUGAUGCCAAGCCAGAGGAUCAUUACUGUGACAUGCUGUGCUGUAAAUUCAAGAAACCACCAUUGAAAGAAUACCUGAAGAAGAUGGAGCUACCAGACAGUAUAGAUGCAUACACAGAUCGCCGCUAUGUAGUGUGGCUCCUGAUUGUUACCAUUGCCUAUAACUGGAACUGCUGGUUCAUUCCACUGCGCUGUGUGUUCCCAGUACAAACACCAAGCAACAUAUUCUAUUGGAUCCUCGUAGACACCAUUUGUGAUAUUUGCUACUUGUGUGAUCUGUUGGUGUUCCAGCCCCGAAUGCAAUUUGUAAAAGGUGGCGAUAUAAUAUCAGACAAAGUAGAAAUGAAGAAACACUACCAGACAUCUCUGAGGUUUCGGCUUGAUGCGGCAUCAGUAAUACCAGCUGAUGUUUUAUACUUCAUCUUUGGGUUUAACCCAGUGUUUAGAGCAAACAAGCUGUUAAAGCAUAUGGCCUUCUUUGAGUUCAAUGACCGGUUGGAAGCUAUCCUGGAUAAAGCAUACAUCUACAGAGUCAUUCGAACAACUGGAUACCUGCUGUUUAUCUUGCACAUUAAUGCAUGCAUUUAUUACUGGGCCUCAGAUUUUGAAGGAAUUGGCAGCACCAGAUGGGUGUAUGAUGGCAAAGGAAAUAUGUAUCUGAGGUGUUACUACUGGGCAGUGCGCACUUUAAUUACCAUUGGUGGUCUUGCAGAACCGCAAACCCUCUUUGAGAUAAUCUUUCAGCUACUGAAUUUUUUCACGGGUGUCUUUGUGUUCUCCAGCUUAAUUGGUCAGAUGCGGGAUGUAAUUGGAGCAGCUACAGCAGGACAGAAUUAUUACCGUGCCAACAUGGAUAACACAGUCUCUUACAUGAACACCUAUACAAUUCCAAAAGUAGUUCAGAAUCGUGUUCGAAGGUGGUACGAAUACACAUGGGACUCUCAAGGAAUGCUGGAUGAAUCAGAAUUACUGGAGCAGAUGCCAACCAAAAUGCAGUUAGCCAUUGCAAUUGAUGUGAACUUUGCCAUUGUCAAUAAAGUUGACCUAUUCAAAGGGUGUGAUACUCAAAUGAUUUACGACAUGCUGCUGAGACUGAAAUCCAUUGUGUAUUUACCUGGUGACUUUGUCUGCAAAAAGGGAGAGAUUGGCAGAGAGAUGUACAUCAUCAAGCAGGGAGAAGUUCAAGUUCUUGGAGGUCCAGAUGGUACAAAAGUCCUGGUUACCCUGAAAGCAGGAGCUGUAUUUGGAGAGAUAAGCCUAUUAGCGGCAAGUGGAGGAAAUCGGCGGACCGCUAACGUGGUGGCACAUGGAUUUGCCAAUCUCUUUAUUCUAGACAAGAAGACUCUCAAUGAAAUCUUGGUGCAUUAUCCAGACUCGGAAAAGCUCCUGAUGAAGAAGGCUAAAGUGCUGCUCAAGGAGAAGGGUAAGCCCGCUGAAGGGCCACAAGUGCAAACAAAAGGCUUGUCCAGUCUCUUUGCAACAAAACCAGAAACUCCCAAACUAUUCAAAGCAAUGUUUGGAGGGCCAGGAAAAGGAGGCCUAGCUAUGCUGCUCAAGAUGAAGAGACAGCAAACUGUUCAGGAAAAAACUGAAGAAAAGAAACCUGAGCCAGAGGAAAAGAAACCUGAGCCAGCAACAGAACCCACAGCCCCACCUAAACCAUCUGUGCAAAUGGAAGAGCCAGGUGAAAAUUUUCAACCUCCACCUAAACCGGUUCUGCUCAGAGGAAUCACUAAUAAGUCCCUUAUCAUCAGCAUGGCUCCUUCCCCCAUAGCAGGAGAAGGAGAGGUUCUCACUGUUGAGGUCAAAGAAAAGAGACAGGAGUAG
Malaclemys terrapin pileata is the source of this 2733-nucleotide messenger RNA. RefSeq names its product cyclic nucleotide gated channel subunit beta 3 (gene CNGB3). Gene Ontology annotation, cellular component: plasma membrane; photoreceptor outer segment; intracellular cyclic nucleotide activated cation channel complex. Gene Ontology annotation, molecular function: cGMP binding; protein-containing complex binding; intracellularly cAMP-activated cation channel activity. Lineage: Eukaryota; Metazoa; Chordata; Testudines; Emydidae. The record is from RefSeq and is a predicted model, not a curated record. The coding region runs from base 1 to 2733 and encodes 910 amino acids. Gene Ontology annotation, biological process: monoatomic cation transmembrane transport. The transcript has 18 exons.